Molecule: messenger RNA, 3440 nt
Organism: Hyaena hyaena (striped hyena)
Lineage: Eukaryota; Metazoa; Chordata; Mammalia; Carnivora; Hyaenidae
Gene: FEM1A
Product: fem-1 homolog A
Exons: 1
Coding region: 107-2077 (656 amino acids)
Molecular function (GO): protein binding
Source: RefSeq, a predicted model, not a curated record
UGGCGGCGGGGGAGACGGUGAAGGUUGCCGCCCGCCCUUCCGGGCGUUAGCUCGCGCCCUCCGCGUCCCCCGGCGGCCGGCCCAUGGCCUGGCGGAAGCCCGGACCAUGGACCUCCGCACCGCCGUGUACAACGCCGCCCGCGACGGCAAGCUGCAGCUGCUUCAGAAGCUGCUCAGCGGCCGGAGCCGGGAGGAGCUGGACGAGCUGACGGGUGAGGUGGCCGGCGGGGGGACGCCGCUGCUCAUCGCCGCCCGCUACGGCCACCUGGACGUGGUCGAGUACCUGGUGGACCGGUGCGGCGCGAGCGUGGAGGCGGGCGGCUCGGUGCACUUCGACGGCGAGACCAUCGAGGGCGCGCCGCCGCUGUGGGCCGCCUCGGCCGCCGGCCACCUGGACGUGGUGCGCAGCCUGCUGCGGCGCGGGGCGUCGGUGAACCGCACCACGCGCACCAACUCGACGCCGCUGCGCGCCGCCUGCUUCGACGGGCACCUGGAGGUGGUGCGCUACCUGGUGGGCGAGCACCAGGCCGACCUGGAGGUGGCCAACCGGCACGGCCACACGUGCCUCAUGAUCUCCUGUUACAAGGGCCACCGCGAGAUCGCCCGCUACCUGCUGGAGCAGGGCGCCCAGGUGAACCGGCGCAGCGCCAAGGGCAACACGGCGCUGCACGACUGCGCCGAGUCCGGCAGCCUGGAGAUCCUGCAGCUGCUGCUCGGGUGCAACGCGCGCAUGGAGCGCGACGGCUACGGCAUGACCCCGCUGCUGGCGGCCAGCGUCACGGGCCACACCAACAUCGUGGAGUACCUCAUCCAGGAGCAGCCUGCCGGCGCCGAGGGCCCCUCCGCCGGCCCGGGGUGCGUGCGGCCCCAGGGCGCCGGCUGCUGCGGCGGUUCCCCCGCAGAGGAGCCGCCCGGAGAGCCUUACGAGAGCUGCUGCCCCACGAGCCGGGAGGCCGCCGUGGAAGCCCUCGAGCUGCUGGGAGCCACGUACGUGGAUAAGAAGCGGGAUCUGCUCGGGGCCCUGAAGCACUGGAGGCGGGCCAUGGAGCUGCGCCACCAGGGCGGCGCGUACCUGCCCAAACCCGAGCCCCCGCAGCUGGUCCUGGCCUAUGACUAUUCCAGGGAGGUGAACACCACCGAGGAGCUGGAAGCGCUCAUAACCGACCCGGAUGAGAUGCGCAUGCAGGCCCUGUUGAUCCGGGAGCGCAUCCUGGGCCCGUCUCACCCGGACACCUCCUAUUACAUCCGCUACAGGGGCGCGGUGUACGCCGACUCGGGCAAUUUCGAGCGCUGCAUCCGCCUGUGGAAGUACGCCCUGGACAUGCAGCAGAGCAACCUGGAGCCUCUGAGCCCCAUGACGGCCAGCAGCUUCCUGUCCUUUGCCGAACUCUUCUCCUACGUGCUCCAGGACCGCGCGGCCAAGGGCAGCCUGGGCACGCAGAUCGGCUUUGCAGACCUCAUGGGGGUGCUCUGCAAGGGAGUGCGGGAGGUGGAGCGGGCCCUGCAGCUGCCCAAGGAGCCCGGGGACUCGGCCCAGUUCACCAAGGCCCUGGCCAUCAUUCUCCACCUGCUGUACCUGCUGGAGAAAGUGGAGUGCACGCCCGACCAGGAGCACCUGAAGCACCAGACCGUCUACCGGCUGCUGAAGUGCGCCCCCCGCGGCAAGAACGGCUUCACGCCUUUGCACAUGGCCGUGGACAAGGACACCACGAACGUCGGCCGCUACCCGGUGGGCAGGUUCCCCUCCCUCCAGGUGGUCAAGGUGCUGCUUGACUGCGGGGCCGACCCGGACAGCCGGGACUUUGACAACAACACCCCGCUGCACAUAGCCGCCCAGAACAACUGCCCGGGGAUCAUGAACGCCCUGAUCGAAGCGGGGGCCCACAUGGACGCCACCAAUGCCUUCAAGAAGACCGCCUACGAGCUGCUGGAUGAGAAGCUGCUGGCCAAGAGCACCAUUCAGCCCUUCAACUAUGUAACCCUGCAGUGCCUUGCGGCCCGCGCCCUGGACAAAAACAAGAUCCCCUACAAGGGCUUCAUCCCCGAGGAGCUGGAGGCGUUCAUUGAGCUUCACUGAGGGGGCCCUGAGAACGGAGGAACCGGGAAGGGCGGAGCCCACACUGUCUCCCCCCAGACACCCUGAGCCCUUAGGCUCAGGAUCGAGGAUCGUGGAUCGAGGGCUCUACGGCCUCCAGAGCCCCUGUCGCCUCUGCUCUGCCGAGAGGGGAGAGGAAUUGGCAAGUUGUUGGUGCUCGAAGCCCCACUCUUCUCCGGGAGCCCGCGAGCCCGUCUUCAAUGGGGGAGAAGAUGCACGCGCGUCUGCACGUCCCCGCUGCCUGGGUUCCGGAGGAUUUUUUGCCUUCUUGCCUCGGGCCAGAGUGAUCGAAGCUUUUUGCCUUCUUUUCCGAGAACCAGGAAGAAGCUGAGAAUCGGGCCCACGCUUCGUCGUCCCCACGUGGCUGGCAAAGCCCAGCGUCAGGACGUGGAAAGUCGGAGAAGCGAGGCCACCCUCGGCUCUUCGGCGCCUGCCGCUCGCCUCGCUUCCGCGGGUGUGGUGUUGCUGUGUCAGCGAGCGGGCAGGUUACGCGCGGGGCGCGCGCCGCCAGAAGUUGUGCUGCCCUGUUUUUUCUUUUUUUAAAGAAGUUUUGGUCAGAUGUCAUGCGCUGAAGCCACGCGGGGAGAGUUUUCCGUGUCCGAGAUGGCGAGGCUCUCAGGAGUGAGCUCGGUGGCGGGGAAUUUGGUGCGAGUCCACGGGGUCGGUCCCAAAAGCCAGGCGACUCUCCGUUUUCUAGAACCUCCCUCGUUCGCCUUCUACUUGGGCCGCCCGACUUUCCACUCAAAUUAGAAAGAGAAGCAAUUUUCAAACAACGGUCGGGCCAGAAGCCGAAGGAGCUGGCGGAGCCGUCACUCCCCGACCCGGCGAGAACCGCGGGGCGUUCGGGCCUCAGUGGACACUCCCCGGCCCCGCGCGCAUGCGCAGUGUGGCUGUGCGCAGCUCCCCGCGGCUCUAAGCUUUUUUUUUUUUUUUUUUUGAAAGCUGCUUGAAAGCCUGAACGUAGGUGUUCCUGGGCCGGUGCCCCGCGCGCUGACAGCACUGGAGGAGACGGCGGUGUCCACAGGUUCCCAGCCAGGGCGAUACAAAAUCUCGGUGUCCCAUCGAUCCGGGCGCACAGCGCGCGUGCGCGAGCCGCCGCGGUGUCGCCCCGGGCCCGGGAGCAGGGGCGGCCCGGCCGGGGGAGGGGCCCUUCCCCCGACGCCCCUCCCUCCCGCAGCCUCCAGCCUCGUCUCGGAGCAGCUGCACGGAGGCCUCGAGAAGCCCGAGCGGGGCCCCUGGGCCUCGCCCGCGUUUGCAGUGUUAGUUAGGACGUUAUUUAUUGGCAAGGCCGGGUUUCACCCUCCGUCGAGGCGGGAAGCACGGAAUAAAGCAAUGAGGCGUAGAA